Messenger RNA from Cercospora beticola, 1786 nucleotides. Its product is annotated as nucleoporin FG repeat-containing protein. Gene Ontology annotation, molecular function: structural constituent of nuclear pore. The record is from RefSeq and is a predicted model, not a curated record. Lineage: Eukaryota; Fungi; Ascomycota; Dothideomycetes; Mycosphaerellales; Mycosphaerellaceae. Gene Ontology annotation, cellular component: nuclear pore. Gene Ontology annotation, biological process: nucleocytoplasmic transport.
GCAUCCAUCCGCCAUAAUGUUGGUAUUGUCGCUAUUGUAGCUGAACAAUAGCCAACAUGCUCAAUCGCAGCCAUUCUCUCAGUAUAUCCACUGCGAAUACUAACAACAUGUUCAACGCACAGCAGAACAACGCGAACAACAACACCACCUCACUCUUCGGCGGCAACACCACCAGCAACGCCAACACGCAGCCAAAUCAGCCCGCCGCAGCUCCAAGCUUAUUCGGAAACGCCGGCAACACCAGCACAUUUGGCGCGCCAAAGAACAACACGAGCAGCCUCUUCGGCAAUCCGAACAAUACUCCCAACGCUACAAACAUGUUCGCCAAACCCGCUACCACUCAGUCACAACAAGCUGGCAGCAGCCUCUUUGGCGCUCAGCCCGCCACCAACAAUGCCGGCGGCAGUCUAUUCGGCGCACAGCCUGCUGCGAACAACACCGGAAGCAGUCUCUUCGGCAAUACUGCGAGACCGACUCAACAGCAAGCGCCGUCACUGCUCGGUGCUACACAGGCAUCCAGCAUGAACCAGUCGACAUCAUUUGGCAGACUGAGCAUGGGACAAGGAGGAGCAGCACCAGCAGCGCAAGCAGCUUCACAAGUCACCAUUGACAACCUCAAGGGCACGACACGAUUCGAGGACUGCGCAGACAGCGUGAAGCAAGAGUUGGAGGCACUGGACAAGAUGAUUCAACAGCAAGAGCAGUUCGCGAAGCAGAUCGAGGCUUUCUUGCCCAAGCACGAGGAGAACCUGAACAGUUUGAUACCAGACAUCAACUUCGUCAAGGACAAGGCCGACGACGUAGAGCAAGCCUUAUCCGCAGACGCAUACGCGGUCGAUGCACAACGCAAGAAUGCCGAGAAGGAUCUCAAGGACGGACAGCGAUUGCAGCGCAUCGUGACAAAUCUCGCACUGCCACAACCAUACCAAUACCCGAACUUGAGCAACAACGGCAUCAGCAGCAUGUACGGCUCGCAGCAGCGCUCGCAACAGCAGCAGAAUACCAACGAGGGUGACGAGAACUACGACACAGACCUGAUUGGCAACUACUUCUUGCCGAUGGCCGCCGAGCUGCAAAAGACCAUGGAUUCGUACGCCAGCAACCUGGCCGAGAUCGAGCAACACAUGCGUGUCAUCGAAGGCUCGACUGUGCAGCAAGCCCAGCAACUGGCUCAGCGGAGGUCUGGUAUUGGCGGUGCUCAACCAAACGGCGAAGACACUGUCCGCGAGCUGGCAACUACUCUGCGCGGAUUCGAAGAGAGCAUUCUUGGUGUUGCUGGCAUUGUGGGCGAGUGCAGAGAAGGUGUGACACAGCUUGCACUCGGGCGGCUGGGCUCACAAUUGAAUGGCAGUGUGCGAUGAGAUUGAUGGAAGUCUGGGUUUAGCAUCGAAGCAUCGAACAUGAAACGAGCCUCAGAAAAGCGCUGCCACGCAGGUCACUUUCGGCGGAUAAGCAUUGCAUUGGGAGAAUUGAUUGGCAUAACUGGCAUGAUUGGCAUUAGCGAGGAGUUCUCUGUACUGCCUCAAGUGGUGGCUAAAUACUUGAGCGCGCAGGUGAGCAGGAAUCAGAAGCUGCUCUUGACCUACAUAUUGGAGCCAAAUGAAAUGUCGACAGUAGAGGCCUGAAUGAACAAGGCACGAGUGCGACUGCGCACUUCCACGGUGCGCGAUAGCCGGAGGUCGCCGCUGUCGGCGACACAGCAAGGCGGGCAACCAUAGAUAGCCCGAAUGAUCACAACACAGCAAAUCCUGCUGUCUUCAAAAUGCUGCUGUCUUCACCCACGAUU